Molecule: messenger RNA, 2893 nt
Organism: Sitodiplosis mosellana (orange wheat blossom midge)
Lineage: Eukaryota; Metazoa; Arthropoda; Insecta; Diptera; Cecidomyiidae
Gene: ergic53
Product: protein ERGIC-53
Exons: 6
Coding region: 197-1771 (524 amino acids)
Biological process (GO): endoplasmic reticulum organization; endoplasmic reticulum to Golgi vesicle-mediated transport; Golgi organization
Cellular component (GO): endoplasmic reticulum-Golgi intermediate compartment; endoplasmic reticulum membrane; Golgi membrane
Molecular function (GO): D-mannose binding
Source: RefSeq, a predicted model, not a curated record
ACACGUACGAAUAGAGUGAAGUGAAGUGGAGUGAAAUGACAUUUCGUCGGUGUGCGAGAAACCCAUUUAACUAUCGCACACAAUGCGAAAGAGAAAGAGCGAAGCAACGUAAGCGAAGUUCACAUCAGGCACUCACAUAUUACCAUACAACAGUUCUUCUGUCGCGUCUGAGCUAUUGAGUUGUCAUAUCUCUACAAUGGCUGCCACCGGUUUGACGUGUAGUAUUUCUUUAAGAACAUUUUAUGUGCUAUUUAUUUCAAUUUUUUUAAUAAAAUCAUUAAGUGGUGAUGGCCUAGCAGUGCACCGACGAUUUGAAUAUAAAUAUUCCUUCAAACCACCAUAUUUAGCGCAAAAAGAUGGAACUGUGCCGUUCUGGGAGUACGGUGGCAAUUGUAUUGCUAGUUCGGAUAGUGUAAGAUUAGCACCAUCGUUAAAGAGUCAAAAAGGUGCAAUAUGGACUAAAAAACAAACCGAUUUCGAUUGGUGGGAGAUUGAAGUAGCGUUCAGAAUAUCCGGACGUGGUCGAAUUGGUGCUGAUGGAUUGGCUAUUUGGUAUACAACGCAAAAGGGAGACUACAAUGGAGACGUAUUCGGUUCGUCUGAUAAGUGGACCGGUCUCGGUGUGUUCUUCGAUUCAUUCGACAAUGACAAUAAACACAAUAAUCCUUACAUAAUGGCUGUAUUGAACGAUGGAACCAAACUAUUUGACCAUCAAAACGAUGGAACAACACAAUUGUUGUCCGGUUGUUUGCGUGACUUCCGUAAUAAGCCAUUCCCAACGCGUGCCAAAAUCGAAUACUAUGCAAAUACAUUGACUGUUAUGUUCCACAAUGGCAUGUCGCAAAAUCAAGAUGAAUACGAACUGUGUUUGCGCGCUGAGAAUGUGCAUUUGCCGCAACAUGGGUACUUUGGUAUUUCGGCCGCAACUGGUGGUCUGGCCGACGAUCACGAUGCCUUCCAUUUUUUGACCACAUCACUGCAUCAAGCGGGUGAUUUGGGCGAAGUGCAUAAACUUCCCGAAGAAGCAGCCAAACUUACUCAGGAAUAUCAAGACUAUCAACGUAAAUUGGAAUUACAGAAAGAGGAAUAUCGCAAAGAGCAUCCAGAUCUCAAGAAACCGGAUGAAUUUGAGGAUUGGUUUGAGACUGACAAUCAACGUGAAUGGAGACAAUUAUGGACCUCACAUACUGCAUUGACACAUGAAAUUAGGGAGUUGGGACGUAAAAUGGAUGAAAUGAUUGGACGGCAAGAGCGAACCAUGGGUUUGUUGUCAAUCAAUGCACAACAACAGCAACAGCAACAACAACCGGGAGCCGCACAGAUUCAACAUCAUCAACAACAGCCACCACCUCAAGGCGGUCAAGGUUAUGUUGAUACCAUUCGCAGACACGAAGUUGAAGCUAUCAUUCAGAAUCAGAACCAUUUCGUUGCUACCUUACGCGAAAUGAAGAAUUCACUGAAUGAUUUACAGGCGCGCUCCGAUAACAUUCUUCAAAAUCAAGCCCGCCAGCCAACGGCACAAGUGCAAUCAGCCGGCUACGAUGUGCAAUCGAUGAUCGGUGAAAUGAGAGACGGUUUGAAUCAAAUCAAACAGGGCAUAACCAACGUUCAUUCAAAGGUUUCAACGCCACAAGCACAAAUUGGAUGCCCCAAUGUGACCUGCUUGAGUCUCACAUCCUUCCUCGUUGCCACCGCUAUUCAACUUGGUAUCAUGCUGGCGUAUUCACUGUACAAAGAAAAUCGCAACGCACAAGCUAAGAAGUUUUAUUAACGCGAAUUCUGUUCAAUUGAAAAGUUUAUAAAAAAAUUUUUUAAGAACCACUGUAGAGAAAAAAGUCAGUGAUCAGCUCUAGAGAGCGAUCGAGUUCAAUGGAACAAAUAAAAAGAAACGACUACAGCAGAAAAUGAAAGCAGUAAAAACAUUCCUCUACAUUUGAAAAAAAAAACAUUUAGUAAUUGUGUAUAUUAAGUAUGAAAUCGUGUCGUGUAGUACACUUUUGUUAUUGUUUCUUCCCGUUAUUAAACUCGACCACUGAAUGAAUGAAUGAAAGAAAGAAAAAAACAGAAAAUAAUAAACAAAAGUCUUUCGGAGAAAAUAUAAUUUAUUUUUGUUGCAAAAUCAUUGCUCUGGUUGGCCGCCGGCUAGGCCAAGAGACUGCAAUAAUCUUGCAGCUUUUUUCAGCCAGAUCUGCAGCCGCGAGAAGGUCAUAUGGCAAACACUGCGCCAUUUCGAUCACAACGGCCAAUUGUACUGGUGUAAAAACCACAUUUGCUGCAGCUCCUACUGGCACCGCUGCCACAUUUUGGCGAAUUGCUCCACGAUUUGCGUUACGAGAGAAAAAAUGCUUCUAAUGAAAUUUGUUUCUUCCAAUUCAAUGAUUCAUUCACACUUAAACAUGCUCAUAAGAAACGAUUUAAAUUAUUUAAAAAUAAUGUGGUCAUUUUCGACAAGAAAAAAAAACAGGAAAAGUAAAAAAAAUUCUUUUCUCUUCGUAAUCACAGCUGAUUAGGAAUUUUCCUCCGUUUUUCGUUCGUAUUUGUAUGAAUUAAUUUAAGAAUUGCGUCUUAGAAGACGUAUUUUUCUUUUGAGACUCUCUUCAAAACAGAAACCUCAUAGGAAAUAGUUACUCGUUUUUAAAUUAUUAAUUGUGAGUUGAUAACGUCAGAAGAAAAAGAUAAAAAGAAAACUAAAAUAAUUUAUAUUUCGUAUUUGUUUCUGUGAACGAACGUCAACUAAGAAAAACCAUCAAUUUUUCGUGUGACGAACGAUGUAUUUUUGUUCGGAUAUGGAGUUAAGUCCAUCAAUAAUAUAUAGUAUAACAAAUGUAAUAAAAUUGAAAAGUACUUAGGCAAAUUCAGCGAAUUUCAUUUGUACGAAAAGACAAACGAAAAA